Messenger RNA from Macadamia integrifolia, 856 nucleotides. RefSeq lists its product as uncharacterized. The transcript has 4 exons. NCBI's taxonomy places the organism in Eukaryota, Viridiplantae, Streptophyta, Magnoliopsida, Proteales, Proteaceae. The record is from RefSeq and is a predicted model, not a curated record. The coding region runs from base 339 to 629 and encodes 96 amino acids.
GCACCUGCUACAUAAAGGGGUAAAAUUGUAAAAUCACGUUUAAGGCAAAGUGGCAAACCCUACGGCUGCCAAACAAGAAUGACAUUGUCACUGUCAACAGUCUCUCUCUCUCUCGGCCAUGCGAUGAAGGAGAAGAACCAUGUCAAAGAACAGAGGUUCAAUUUAGAAGAAAAAGAACAAUGAAGUUAGUUGCAAAGAAGAGGUAAUGAGGCAUAGCUGCAUCGUUGGAACAGGAAUUUCUAAACUGUGGGUGUUGGCUUUCUAAUAGACUGGGAAUACAAAGCUUGCGGAGUUAAAGAGUGAAAGCCUUAUAUUUGAUUAAACUUAAGCAACAGAAGAUGGCGUUGAGGCGUCUUUUUGGGUUUUCUGAUGGGGAGCUGAUGAGAUUUGAUGCAAAGCCAUGUUCGAGAUUAAUGAGGCACACAGCAGGAAUUUUCACCGUAGGUGGAGGGCUGGCUUUUUGGGUUCUUUGUCAAUUGCAUUAUGGUCCAAGGAUAACAAUUCCCAGGAGUCUCAAGUGGGCUGCUUGCGGAGCUGUAUCUGUGAGCUCAACCUCCGCUUUGCUGGUUUGCCUUUUUAGUCCUGAAUGUGAACCGCAGAACAUUGCAGCUUUUGACAAAGGAAAAUGAAUUUCAAUGGUCUGUGAGGUUUACAAUUUGAUAUGUCAAAUUAGUUCCCAUUACUCUAUUCUUGCAAGAGUAGUUUUUGUAUUAGUAUAAUUCACAGAACAAAAAUUUGUCUUUUCUUUUUUCAGCUUUGGUGACAUCUUUGGGAAAUAUAAAAAACAGUGUAAUAUGACAAAAUUCAACUGAAUGCUUAUGGUGUGGAAAUCAACAGUAUUGGCAUUAUCUGAUCA